GUAAUGGGAAAGUCCGCAAUUUUUUCCCCAAAAAAAAUAUUUUUCAGGCCUCAGAUAUUUUGCAAGAAGCAGUUCUUUAUAUUUAUGGAAUUGCAAUAUUUUCUCUGUAUUAUUACAUUUCUAAAGCAAACGAAAAACAUACUGUUUCACAUGAUGACUUGAAUGAAAUUGUUGAGAAAAUUGAAGAAAGAUUUGAAAUUUUACAAAAGGAAAUUGAUAAUUUAAAGAAAAAUGAGAAGGAUGUUGGUUGGUUUUCUUGGCGUAAUAGUGAAAGAAAAACAUUUUUGCCUCCUCAAAGACCAUUAGAAACAGAAAAAUUGACAAUCUCUAGAAGUGAAGCAAUGAAAAGAUUAGCGGAUUAUGACAAAAUUGCUGAAUAGAAAUUUAUUUAUUUUUUUGUAUUUUUUGCGGACAAAUUUUUGCGGACACAUUUUGCGGAUGCCACAAAAAGAAUUUUUUGUUUUGCGGACUAUUUUUGCGGAUGUCCGCAAAAAAUUUUUUUUCCGCAAAAAAUUUGCGGACAAUUAAUUUAAUAAGGGGAAUAUUCAAAUCUUCUUGUUAUUGACCGCAAAAUUUGUGUCAGCAAAAAUCAGAAUUUCUGAAAUUUUUGGUUUUCUUCCCUAGAAUAUUCAGGAAGGCUCUAAAAAAGUUUUUUUGUAUUUUAAAUUUUAUUUUGUAAAAAUUAAAAAAAAAUUUUGUUUUUUUUUAAUUUUUUAAACGAUUUUUAUUUUCGUUUUUUAUUUUUUUAAAUUUUUUUAAAAUUUUUAAAAUUAAUUUACCAGUUAAAUGUUGCAAGAUUUAAGUACUCGAUGUGCAAUAUACACAAAACAACAAGAUGGGACAUUUACUCAAUGUGCAAAUUUUGCGUUUACGCCGAUAAAUGGAGGAAUUCAAUUUGAUAAAAAUAUUCCCUUUUUUGUGGAGGAGACAGACAUUUCAACACUCUUCAUUUGCCGUCCCCAUUAUUUAUUAAUUCAAAAUCCAUCAGAAUUUAAUAAUUUAAACAAUCAAAUAAAUAGUCAAAAAGAAGAGGAGGAUUUUAUUGAAGAAUUUACAAAUUUUGUCCAACAAAUUUCCAACAAAAAACAAAUUAAUUUUAAUCAGUCUGAGGAAUAUUUAAAAAGUCAAUUGAUUACAAAAAAUUUAUUGGAGAAAUAUCGCAAGCCAGUAAAUUAUGCACAAAUGAAUGAAUCAACGAGGAACAGAUUCGAUUCCCUUUCAACAACAGCUUUGCGAAGAUAUAAAAAAUUCUUUAAAUUGCCGAAUAGGUCGGGGGCAAUUUCUAAACAGCAGCUUCUCGAUGGAAUAAAUGAACAUUUUAGGAAUAUAGUAGCUGAACCUAAAGAGGUUAUGACAAAUUUUAUGUUUACAAUAAAUAAUAAAUUAAAUUGUGUUGAUAAUUCUAGUGAAGAGAAUAAAUAA
This is a messenger RNA of Meloidogyne enterolobii, 1422 nucleotides long. The record is from the annotation of a GenBank genome assembly. Lineage: Eukaryota; Metazoa; Nematoda; Chromadorea; Rhabditida; Meloidogynidae.